Messenger RNA from Chrysochloris asiatica (Cape golden mole), 895 nucleotides. It is a transcript of the gene TP53INP1, whose product is annotated as tumor protein p53 inducible nuclear protein 1. Gene Ontology annotation, cellular component: nucleus; autophagosome. The coding region runs from base 143 to 862 and encodes 239 amino acids. Gene Ontology annotation, biological process: positive regulation of DNA-templated transcription; autophagosome assembly. The record is from RefSeq and is a predicted model, not a curated record. The transcript is spliced from 3 exons. NCBI's taxonomy places the organism in Eukaryota, Metazoa, Chordata, Mammalia, Afrosoricida, Chrysochloridae.
UGACUCUUCUUGCUUCUCAUCUAAGUUGAAUACGCAUCCUUUGCACUUUAAUCUCCUGUCAGUGCCAUUGGGCUAACUGAAACAGGAUUUUGAAAUUGCAACUAUAAAGACAUCCAGCCAAAGUCUCAAUCUUGCCUUAACAAUGUUCCAGAGGCUGAAUAAAAUGUUUGUGGGUGAAGUCGAUCCUUCACCCAACCAAGGACCAGAAUUUAGUGAGAAAGAAGAUGAUGAAUGGAUUCUUGUUGACUUCAUAGACACGUGUACUGGGUUCUCAGCAGAGGAGGAAGAGGAGGAAGACAUCAGUGAAGAGUCACCUACUGAGCACCCUUCAGUCUUUUCCUGUUUACCUGCAUCUCUUGAAUGCUUGGCUGAUACAAGUGAUUCCUGCUUCCUCCAGUUUGAGUCCUGUCCAAUGGAGGAGAGCUGGUUUAUCACCCCUCCCCCAUGUUUCACUGCAGGUGGAUUAACCACUAUUAAGGUGGAAACCAGUCCUAUGGAAAACCUUCUCAUUGAACAUCCCAGCAUGUCAGUGUAUGCUGUGCAUAACUCCUGCCCCAGUCUCAAUGAGUCCAGCUGUGGGACUGGAGAAUUCCAUGAUCCAAGUAGUCCCAGAGUGGAAGCUCAGAAUGAAAUAGGGCAGCACAUUCAUUGCUAUGUUGCAGCUCUUACUGCUCAAACAACUUUUCUGGAGCAGCCCAAGAGUUUUCGCCCUUCCCAAUGGAUUAAAGAACAUAGUGAUAGACAGUCUCUGACCAGAAACAGCCUUCGUCGCCAAAAUCUUACCAGGGAUUUCCACUCUCGACAAGUUAAGCACAAUGGCUGGGUUGUUCAUCAGCCCUGCCCGCGUCAGUACAAUUAUUAAGAAUUUCGAGUUCUGUUGGUUGGCUUCUCUUGG